Molecule: messenger RNA, 3363 nt
Organism: Suillus clintonianus
Lineage: Eukaryota; Fungi; Basidiomycota; Agaricomycetes; Boletales; Suillaceae
Product: TPR-like protein
Exons: 1
Coding region: 1-3363 (1120 amino acids)
Molecular function (GO): protein binding
Source: RefSeq, a predicted model, not a curated record
AUGGCAGACAAUGUAGAACAGUGCCGAGUGGCCUUGCAGGAGAGCCCCCCUGGGGAUCCUCGCAGACCCGUAUCUCUCAGUAUCCUUGCCACCAGCCUUCGAGCCAGAUUCAAGCGGCAGGGUGUCCUGUCUGAUCUAGACGAGGCGGUUGAGCACUAUCGAGCUGCGCUAGAGCUUUGUCCCCCUGGCCAUUCAGAUAUAUCCAAAUUUCUCAGCAAUCUGGCCCUUUGCCUUCGGAACAGACUCAAGCAGGGAGACGGCCUGUCUGAUCUAGAUGAGUCUGUCGAGCUCCAUCGAUCUGCAUUGCUGCUCCGCCCCCCUGGCCAUCCUGAUCGAUCCACAUCGCUUAGCAACCUUGCAAUCAGCCUUCAAGACAGAUCCCAGCAGAGGGGCGUCCUGUCUGAGCUGUGCGAAUCCAUAGAAUUGCAUCGAGCUGCAUUAUUGCUCCGCCCCAUUGGCCACAUUGAUAGACCCACGUCUCUCAACAACCUUGCCAAUUGCCUUCGAGACCUAUUCCAGCAGCGGGGUGUUCUAUCUGAUCUGGAUGAGGCCAUUGAGCUCCAUAGAUCUGUAUUGCUGCUUCGUCCCCCUGGUCACACUCAUCGAUACAGGUCGCUCAACAACCUUGCCAACUGUCUUAGUGACAGAUUCGCCCAACAGGGCAUCCUGUCUGAUAUGGACGAGGCUAUUGAGCUCCACCGAGUUGCAUUGACCCUCUGUUCACCUGACCAUUCUUUUCAAUCCGGGUCUCUGAACAACCUUGCCAUAAGCCUGCAAACCAGAUUUGAGCAGCGAGGCACCCUGCCCGAUCUGGAUGAGGCCAUCGAGCUCUAUCGAGCUGCACUUGUUCGCUGUCCCCUCAACCAUUCUUAUCGACCCUGGUCACUCAGUAACCUUGCUGCCAGCCUUCGAGUCAGAUUUGCGCAGCGGGGCUUCAUGCCUGACAUAGAUGAGGCAAUCGAGCUUGCUCGAGCUGCCCUUGCGCUCUGUCCCACUGGACAUUCUUAUCGGUCACUCUCCCUCAAUACCCUUGCCAGCAGCCUUCAAACCAGGUUCGAGCAGCAGGGUGUCCUGUCUGACUUGGAUGAGGCAAUUGAGCUCAAUCGAGCUGCACUGCUGCACUGCCCCCCUGGCCAUGCUGAUCGAUCUGCAUCUCUCAACGACCUUGCCACUACCCUUGCGGCCAGAUUUGACCAGCGGGGAGUCCUGUGCGAUCUGGAGGAGGCUAUUGCGCUCGUUCGAGCUGCAUUACUGCUUUGUCCUCUUAGACAUCCUGACCGAUUCAUGUCUCUCAACAAUCUUGCCAGCGGCCUUCAGACCAGAUUCGAGCAGAAGGGCGUCCUGUCUGACCUGGACGAGGCCAUGGAGCUCCUUCGAGCUGCACUUGCACUCUGUCCCCCUGGCCAUUCUGAUCGACCAGGCUCGCUCAACAACCUUGCCAGCAACCUUCAUGUCAGGUUCGAGAAGCAGGGUGUCUUGUCUGACCUUGACGAGGCCAUCGAGCUCGCUCGAGCUGCCCUUGUGCUCUAUCCCCCUGGCCAUUCUGAUCGAUUCACAUCUCUCAACAACCUUGCUAGCAUACUUCAUUCCAGACCCGAGCAGCAACAUGGCGUCCCAUCUUAUCUGGAUGAGUCUAUCGAACUCCGUCAAGCCGCACUUGCAUUAUGUCCCCCUGGCCAUUCUCAUCGAUCUGCAUGUCUCAACAGCCUUGCCAUCAGCCUUCGAAAGAGAUUCGAUCAGCAGGGUAUACCAUCAGACUUGGACGAGGCUUUUAGGCUUUAUCUACAACUCCCCGAAGUAUCUCAUGCAGCCUCUCGUACUGAUCUUGAUGCUGCCAAGUCUUGGGUCACCUCCGCUGAGCAGCUGAAGCAUGGAUCUGCAUUACUUGCCUAUCAGACCUCAUUGAAAUUUCUGGUUGAGAAUGUGACUCUUUUGUCGUCGUCCUCACGCCAUUUCGAUGUGAUCAGGGAGGCCACUUCAUCCCUCGCAAUGGAUGCUUUCUCGUGUGGUGUCCGUCAUGGUACGUUGAUGACUGCCGUAGAGCUAGUGGAGCAAGGCCGUGCAGUAUUCUGGACUCAGUUGGCACGCUUCCGCACGCCGCUGGAUGAACUUUCCGCGUCAGGUAACACCGGCAAAGCCUUGGCGGAAGAGGUCAAGCAACUCAGCUUUCGCCUUCAUAAUAUGUUUGAUGCAUCUAUUGGAGACCAGUCUCAACACAUCCGGCAACUUACCAUGCAAUGGGAUGAAAUCAUUUCCCGCAUCCGCAUGCUUCCAGACUUUUCCCGGUUUCUCCUGCCUCCGCUAUUCUCUGAUCUGCAGAGAGCGGCAGAACAUGGUCCAAUCAUUAUUGUCAACGCUAGCAAGUACAGCUGUGAUGCCUUGAUUGUUCUGAAUACCCGGGAUCCUGUCCUCGUUCCACUUGAUAUUACCCAAAACGAAGUCUUCGGGUUGUCAUCCGAGUUCCAGUCCCUCACAAUGGGGGUUGGUUCGUCUGACCAUCGACUCGAGUUACACAAGAUUGUCAGCGUCCUCCGCAAGCUUUGGGGUCGUAUCGUUUGGCCCGUAGUCCAAGCUCUCAGGGAGUUCAUUCACACUGGUUCACGCAUUUGGUGGUGUCCUACCGCUGAUUUCACGCUGCUUCCCCUACAUGCAGCAGGACCCUACGAGAAGAAGAGCCAUAAUUUGUCUCACUUUUACGUCUCCUCAUACACUCCAACAUUGGCGGCACUCAUUCGCGCGAGACAGCAGGUUUCUCAAGAUGCGUCCAUUCAGCAUUUUAUUGCUGUUGGUCAAGCAAAUCCGGCUGGAGGAAAUGAACUUCGAAGUGUCCCCGCUGAGUUAGCUGUCGUAGCCCAGCAUGUCGCACCCAUGCUGCCCUUUACAUCGCUUGCAGAUAGCGGCGCAACAGUCCAGGGGACAUUAGAUGCAUUAAGCCAAAAUCAGUGGCUUCACCUGGCCUGCCAUGGCAUGCCGAACCGAAAACAACCAUUCGAGUCUUCCUUCGCAAUGCGUGAGGGGCCUUUGACGAUCAGGGACAUCAUCGGAUCUCGCUUGCAGAAUCCAGAAUUCGCAUUUCUAUCGGCUUGCCACACUACUGUGGGCGAUGAGUUGAGUCCAGAUGAGGCCAUCCAUCUCGCAGCAGCGAUGCAAUUCUCUGGAUUUCGCAGUGUAAUAGGUUCUAUGUGGUCUGUUGACGACGAUGUUGCCCGCCAGAUUGUUUCCACUUUUUACGAUAACCUGGUUGAUGGUUCAGGGAGAUUGGACUGCACACGUGCUGCGGUUGCAUUGCACAAGGCUAUGAAGACAUUGCGCAAGAAGAUUCCACUGGAACAGCAGAUUGUAUUUAUUCACAUAGGUGUCUAG